AUGGUGCUAACAAGGCUACAAAUCAAAAAUGCACAAUUGGAUCCAUCAGGCACAUCAACAACAGACAAUGAUGUUGAGAAUAGUCAAGACGAUAAUUUGAAAAUGUAUGAUGAAAGUGAAUUGGCACAAAAUGUGCAAAAUAAUCUAGUGAACUAUCAGCAACAACAAAGUAAUAAUGAACCACAUAUUGAACACCAACAGGAUCGGGAAAUUCCAUUAGAACUAAUGUGCAACUUAAUAAUACCAUUUAUCGAACGCCCUUGA
Molecule: messenger RNA, 264 nt
Organism: Didymodactylos carnosus
Lineage: Eukaryota; Metazoa; Rotifera; Eurotatoria; Philodinida; Philodinidae
Source: the annotation of a GenBank genome assembly